AUGCAUGCGAUCGCACUCACCUGGAACGAAGCUCUCAGCGGCGUCUGGGGCUCCGUCUCGCUCGCAGCCUGGAUCUUCCUGCUCGUGCCGCAGCUUAUCGAGAACUACCAGCAGGGUCACGCGGACGGCAUAUCGCUCACAUUCCUCUUCAUCUGGGCUAUUGGCGAUGUCUGCAACCUCGUGGGCGCUCUCUGGGCUGGUCUCGUCCCCACCGUUAUUGCUCUCGCCAUCUACUUCUGCUUCGCCGAUACCAUCCUGAUCCUCCAAUGCCUGUACUACAAUUCCAGAAAGAGCCGAGCACAGAAAGAGACGAGCGGAGGAGUGAUCGCAUCCACGGGAGCGAGCGAGCAGUCGCCCCUACUCCAGGGAGACACAAACAAGCACGCCGCCCGGCCCAGCCGUCGCUUGACCGAUGUCACAGAAGAGAACAUGGGCCUCCCGGGAAGCCGGCGUCGCAGCAGUGCUUUCUCUUCUCGCCGCCACGACCACAAUGACAGCCUCUCCCGCGUUCUCGAAGAGCCCACGAAGACUCACUCCACUGUCAAGAACACCGUCUCCAUCUUCCUCGUCAUGGCCGUAGGAGCCGCAGGCUGGGCGAUCGCAUGGAAGACGGGUGCAUGGAGACCUUCGACAGUGAGUGGAGAUGGAGGUGACGAUCACACACCGAUUGGAGCCGAGAUUCUUGGAUAUGCCAGUGCUGUGUGCUACCUCGGAGCUCGCAUCCCACAAAUCAUCAAGAAUCAGAGGGAGAAGAGCUGCGAUGGGUUGAGCUUGCUGUUCUUCUUGCUCAGCUUGUUGGGCAAUUUGACAUAUGGUGCAGGAAUUCUGUUCCACAGCGUUGAGAAGCAGUACAUCAUCACCAAUUUGCCGUGGCUGAUUGGAUCUCUUGGAACCAUGGCUGAGGAUGCGAUCAUCUUCAUCCAAUUUCAUGCCUUCGGGGAGAAGAAGCAAGAUACCAGUGCUGUGGCUUGA
Zymoseptoria tritici IPO323 is the source of this 972-nucleotide messenger RNA. RefSeq lists its product as uncharacterized. The record is from RefSeq and is a predicted model, not a curated record. NCBI's taxonomy places the organism in Eukaryota, Fungi, Ascomycota, Dothideomycetes, Mycosphaerellales, Mycosphaerellaceae. Gene Ontology annotation, biological process: basic amino acid transmembrane export from vacuole. Bases 1 to 972 code for a protein of 323 amino acids. The transcript has 2 exons. Gene Ontology annotation, cellular component: fungal-type vacuole membrane.